This is a messenger RNA of Pogoniulus pusillus (Red-fronted tinkerbird), 553 nucleotides long. RefSeq names its product complexin-3-like. The transcript is spliced from 3 exons. Gene Ontology annotation, molecular function: syntaxin binding. Lineage: Eukaryota; Metazoa; Chordata; Aves; Piciformes; Lybiidae. Gene Ontology annotation, cellular component: terminal bouton; SNARE complex. Bases 1 to 456 code for a protein of 151 amino acids. The record is from RefSeq and is a predicted model, not a curated record. Gene Ontology annotation, biological process: regulation of neurotransmitter secretion; neurotransmitter transport; synaptic vesicle exocytosis.
AUGGCCUCCUUCUUCAUGACUGCCCUGAAGAUCUUCCAGAGGGGCGAGGAGGAGCCACCCAAGGAGAUCCUCAAGGAUGGCAAGGUGGGCACGCUGCCCAACAGCAUGGCCCGCGAGGAGCUUGAGGAGUACCAGCAGCAGCUGCUGGAGGAGAAGAUUGAGCGGGACAAGGUCUUUGCACGGAAGAAGGCAGGACGGGCUGCUGUGCGGAUUCACCUGCGGGACAAGUACCACCUGGCCCAGGACGAGCGGGACGAUGCCCAGCUGCAUGUCGCUGGUGGCACGGCGGAGCUGCCGCAGGAGCUGGCUGCCAUGGUGCAGGGUGCGGAGGAGGAGGAUGGCGACGCCGGGGUCUUCACCUUCCUGACGAAUCUGCGGGAGGUGGAGCUGCCUGUGCUGCGGGACCGUACACGGGGCGGAGCGGACGGCGUGAAGGAGAAAUGCUCCCUGAUGUAGCAUCGCUGCUCGGGGCCCUGCAGGGGGUGACGGCAGCAGCGCUGGGGCUCAGCUCCUGCCCGCCCGGGAGCGAUGGGAUGCAGGUGUCACGGGAGUC